This is a messenger RNA of Meloidogyne enterolobii, 1623 nucleotides long. The record is from the annotation of a GenBank genome assembly. Lineage: Eukaryota; Metazoa; Nematoda; Chromadorea; Rhabditida; Meloidogynidae.
UUUUGUUUACCUAUUGUAGGCAAGGGGAUGGUCAGAGUUUGGAGGCUUUGAGUUGGCUUUUUGACCUCCACAAUUCUCAAAAAUUUUGCCGGGCGCUAACACCCCUUAGAAUCGCCUUUGGAGGAGGAUGGUGGAAUUUUGUGAAGGAUGGUAUAGUGGGUGAAAUAAAAAAAUACACGUUUGGAUUUUGCAAAGCCAUUGGAUUUGCUUUAAAAGAAUUUUCCUCUAACAAAAUUCUGAAAUUUUUAAAACACCAAAAAUGUCAACUUGUUAAAAAUUUUUUGUUUUUAGUUUCUCGGUGAAGGAAUGGUCAAAAAUCGUGGAUUGGCUUGUAAAUUUAUUGUUUCUCGAUUUCCAAUUGACGAACCUGUGACGGAAAGAACCAUCCCUCAGGCUAUUUUUGAUUCGGAACCAAACAUUAGAAGCAGAUUUUUGAGGCGUUGGACAAAAUGCACACAUUUGGAUUUUGCUGAUGAAAAUGUUUUUAGAGAGUUAAUAGAUUGGCAAUAUUAUAUUGAACGUCUCAACAGUUGUAUUCAAAAAAUUGUAACGAUUCCAGCAGCUUUACAAGGAUUGCCUAAUCCAGUACCUAAAGUUCCACAUCCACAAUGGUUAGAAAAUAAAAGGAAAGAACGUGUUGAAAUGCAUAUACAACCUAGAAUAACUGAUUUAUUUAAGUCAAUUCCUACAAAUACACCAAGAAGCAAUAAAACAAAAUCUCUUCAAUCAACACCUUGGUCCCUAAAAAUUAAAAAAUCAACCACAACAACAAAUAUUGAACAAAGUCGAAAAUCACUUUUUGGAAAAGAAAAGGAGAAUAAGGAGGAUGAUAAAUUGUUACAAAUUUUGAAUGAUGUUGAUGAUGAUAUUGAAAAUCAGCCAUCUACAAAUACUUCUUUAAUUGAAAAGCAACAAGUUUCUACUACAACAAUAAUUCAACAAAAUGAAGAAAUUAUUGAAAUUGAUGAAGAAGAGAUUAAUAUUGUGGAAAUAACUCAACAACAAAAACCAAAAACUAAAAAUAUUAAAAAACCAGAAAAAUCAAAAAUUGUAAAACAACGGGAAGCUAAACGUUUAGCAAUUUCACAACAUUUUUUCAGACGCUUAAAUAGAGCUGAUUAUGAUUUGAAUAAACAAAGUCUGGUUAAAAAGACUUGGAAAGAAAAUGGGUUUAGUCAAUGGUUAAAUUAUCUCAAAGACUUGUGGCGUUUUCAAUAUUUGGCAAGAAAAAGAGAGGAAGAAACUUUGGAAGUAGACAAUUCACUUGCAAAUAUCCCUUCAACAAGUACAGCAAUAUUGGGAGGAGGACCAGUAGUUAAACGAAAACAUUGUUGGCAAAUUAUUCAGAUUUUAGAAACCAAAUUUCCUGGCCAAUUUACUCUAUUUGCUUUAGUCGAUGAUAUAAUCAGACGAAUUAAUUUAAUAGUUCCUCGAACAGUUUAUGUCGACGAUAUUGAAAUUAGACAAAAUUCAAUAGGCCAAUUGGUACAAAAAUUGUUACCACGACAAAGACCGUCAGCUAAUUUAUAUGAAUUUUGUAUUGAUGAAGCUGUUUUUUCUACUAAAAUGAUGUUUGUUUUAAUUUCAUUUUUUAAUUUUGAGGGGGAAAAAGGUGACAUUUGA